This is a messenger RNA of Naegleria gruberi, 1482 nucleotides long. RefSeq lists its product as uncharacterized. The coding region runs from base 1 to 1482 and encodes 493 amino acids. The transcript has a single exon. Lineage: Eukaryota; Heterolobosea; Eutetramitea; Acrasida; Naegleriidae. The record is from RefSeq and is a predicted model, not a curated record.
AUGUCUCUUGACGAAACUGUUCGAAACAAUGAAAUUAAUCUUGUUGAAAUGGAGAAUGUUUUAUAUUCAAUGAAGAUUGAUACUGAACAACAAUUUUAUGAAUCAACUUCAACUCAACAAGAUGCCUUCAAUUCUUCAUCUAAUAAUAAUAACAAUAUUGAUAAUACACAGUUGACUAGUAAUAAUAAACCUUUACAACAAACUAGUAAUACAAUAGUUAAAAUUGAAGAAGGUCAACAAGAAUAUAACACUAGUGUAACAAUACCACCUAAAAUUCCAAAACAAGAUCAACAAUAUAUUAUAAAUACCAAAUAUGGACAAUUACAAUUAUCAUGUGAUAGAAUAAUAUCAGUAUUAAUCAUGUUAUUAGCAAUUAUUACAUUAUUUAUGAUGGCAUUUCUAUCUGCAUGUACUUUAAUAUUAGAAACUAAUACUGAAAAUAAAACAUUUAAUCACACAACUCAAUUAUCAAAGAAUUUAAUAAGAUUAAAUACUUAUUACAAAAUUAUUAUGGAAAGUGAAAUUGUAGAGUUGUUAGUUGAGGAAAUUAAUGAAACAAUGAUUGAUGUUACAAGUGAUUAUCAUCUAUUAUUAAGAGAUGUACCUUAUACUGGUAACACUGAUAAAUAUAGUAGGGCAAGUGUAAUUACUAGAAUUGGAGAUUAUUUUAACAUAUUGGAAAGUAAUCAUUUUCAUCUUUAUAAUCAAGUUAUUGAAAAUAAUUAUACAGAUACUAAAUUUUUCUAUUCGAAUUAUCAUCCAAGCCUAGUCAAUUUCACACAAAGUUUAGACCUAGCUCUGAUACUUGCUGAUAAAGCUGCAAGUAAUGAAGACGAAUAUAUGAAUUUAAAUGCAAUUAUUGAUCUUGUAUUAUCUGUAUUUGUAUUAAUUAUUAUAAUUCCAUCAACUGCUAUAUUACUUAUCAAGUCAGCUGUCAAUGACAACAAGUUUUUAGAAAAAUUAAAAAAAGCAGAUGCAAGAGUAGUGAUUGAAACAAUUGCAGACAUAAGAUUACAGAAUGAAUUUAAAGAAUUAUGUAAAGAACAUAAUCAAUUAUCAAAAUAUCUAUUUAUGGAAAGAGUUCAAUCAUUCAAUGAAAUAUGUCAAAGAGUUUUCGCAUUACAAGAUGAAAUUGAAGAAGGAGUUAAUCUAGAAAUGAGUAAGAAAAUGUUAAUUGAAAUCGAUCAAUUGGAAUCUAAAAAAUUUGAAUUAUCAUUUGAAUUAAUUACAGAAUAUCUUGAUUUAGGUAGUGAUACCUUUUUAGGAUAUCCUUUAAUAGGUGGAAAGAAAGCAGCGGAGAAAAUCAAAAAGAUAUUCGAUACUCAAUCUGUUCACUUACCUGAAAACUUGUUUAAAAAUGUUCAAUCAAAUGUUUCUUUGAAUUUACUUCCAAUUUACAAAUUAUGUAAAUCCAAUCAACAACGAAAGAGAAAUCAACGAAUGAAAUUAAUGAAGAAACAACAAUUAGCAACGACACAAUAA